Acanthosepion pharaonis is the source of this 819-nucleotide messenger RNA. The record is from the annotation of a GenBank genome assembly. Lineage: Eukaryota; Metazoa; Mollusca; Cephalopoda; Sepiida; Sepiidae.
AUGAUAAUUAUACCUUUUAAGAGAUUUUUUUUUUCUUGCCGGAUUAGUUGUCCUAUCUUGUUUGAUCUAUCUAUCUAUCUAUCUAUCUAUCUAUCUAUCUAUCUAUCUAUCUAUCUAUCUAUCUAUCUAUCUAUCUAUCUCAUUGUAAAAAUGCCGCAAUUUAAUUCCGAUUUAAUUGCUCCUCUUCUUCUUCUUCUUUUUCUUCUUCUUCUUCUUCUUUUCUUCUUCUUCUUCUUCUUUUUCUUCUUCUUUUUCUUCUUCUUCUUUUCUCUCAUUUUCUUAUUCUCUUCCUUUUUCUUCUUAUUCUCCUUCUUUUUUCUUCUUCUUAUUCUCAUUCUUCUUUUUUCUUUUUCUUUUUCUUCUUCUUCUUUUAGUUCUUGUCGUCUUUUUCUUCUUCCACUUUUUCUUGUUAUUUUCUUCUUAUUAUUAUUUUGCUUUUUCUUCUUUUUCUCCUCCUCUUCUUCAUAUUUUCUUUUUAUUAUUCUCUUUCUCCCCCUUCAUUUCUUCUUCUUCUUCUUCCUCUUUUUUUCUUCUUCUUCUUCUUCUCUUUCUUCUUCUUCUUUUUCUUCUUGUUCUUCUUCUCUUUCUUCUUCUUUUUUUCUUCUUCUUCUUUUCUUCUUCUUGUCUUCUUUUUCUUGUACUUUUCUUAUUAUUCUCCUUCUUCUUUUUUCUCCUCCUCCUCCUUUUUCUCCUCCUCCUCCGCUUUUUUCUUCUUCUCUUUUUCUUCUUCUUAUUUUCUUUCGCCCCCCCCUCGUCCUCCUCCGCCUCCCCCUCUUCUUCUUCUUCUUCUUCUUCUUCUUCUUCUUCUUCUAUCGCUGA